This is a messenger RNA of Carya illinoinensis, 12585 nucleotides long. RefSeq names its product disease resistance protein RUN1-like. Gene Ontology annotation, molecular function: ADP binding. Gene Ontology annotation, biological process: signal transduction; defense response. The record is from RefSeq and is a predicted model, not a curated record. The transcript has 6 exons. Lineage: Eukaryota; Viridiplantae; Streptophyta; Magnoliopsida; Fagales; Juglandaceae. The coding region runs from base 72 to 3653 and encodes 1193 amino acids.
GGCUCCUCUAUUUAGAGAGACGUCCAGGACGUCUAACUCUUAUCUCUAUCAAAAUUGCAUACACUACUUCAAUGGCAUUCAGUUCACCAUCUUCUUCGUUUUCUCCUCCUUCUACUCCUAGAUGGUCUUACGAUGUAUUCUUAAGUUUUAGAGGAAUAGAUACUCGCAAUAAUUUUAUUGCCUAUCUAUACCCUGCUCUAUGUCAAAGGGGAAUCAAAACCUAUAGAGACGACAAAGAUCUUGAAAGAGGAGAGACAAUUUUACCUACACUUCUCAAAGCCAUUGAGGAGUCAAUGAGUUAUAUUAUUAUAUUAUCUCCAAACUAUGCAUCCUCAAAAUGGUGCUUGGAGGAGCUAACGAAGAUUCUUGAGUGUAAGAAAAGAAAACAACAAAUUGUUUUACCAGUAUUUUAUCAUGUAGAUCCAUCUGAAGUACGAAAUCAAGAAGGAAGUUUUGGAGAAGCAUUGGCUAAACAUCGAGAGAAGUUCAAGGAGAACCCGAAGGUGCAGAGGUGGAAGGAAGCACUACAAGAGGUUGCCGGUUUGGCUGGAGAACAUUUGGAAGACGGGAAUGAAUAUGAAUUUAUGCAUAAAAUCAUUCAAUGGGUGGACUCAACAAUAGUUAAAUCUAUAUACCAAUUAGACAUUGUUGAGUAUCCAAUUGGACUAGAGUCUCGUCUAAAAGACUUGAAUACUAAUUUAGGAAUUGGAAUGAAUGACAUUACUCUCAUGAUAGGGAUUUAUGGAAUUGGUGGAAUUGGUAAAACAACUGUUGCCAAAGUAGUCUUUAACUCAAUUGGACAACAAUUUGAAGCUAGAUGUUUUCUAGCAAAUAUUAGAGAGAUUUCAAGUCGAGAGGACGGUCUAGUCAAACUGCAAGAGAAACUUCUUUAUGAGCUCUUAGGAAACUUUGGAAAUUUUAAUAUUGGCAAUAUUGGAGGUACUAAUGUUAUAAAACAAAGGCUUUGCUCUAAAAGGGUACUUCUAAUUCUUGAUGAUGUGAAUGAGACGCACCAAUUAAAAGAAUUGGCUGGAAAUAAAAAUUGGUUCGGUCCAGGAAGUAGAAUAGUAAUAACAACUAGAGAUCAACAUCUAUUAACCUAUCAUCAAGUUGAUUCAACGUACGAAGUGCAGGGAUUGGACGACAACCAAGCUAUUCAGCUAUUUAGUUGGCAUGCAUUUAAAAGAGACAAACCAGUUGAGAGUUAUGUAAAACUCACGAAAUGUAUAAUAGGUUAUGCUAAGGGCCUUCCACUAGCUCUUACAGUGCUUGGUUCAGAUUUGGCUGGUAGACAUAUACAAGAAUGGAAAAGUGCAUUGGAAAAAUAUGAAAGAAGUCCUCACAAGGAUAUUUAUCAAAUUCUUAAAAUAAGUUAUGACGGGCUAGAUGAUAAUGAAAAGGAUAUUUUCCUUGACAUUGCAUGUUUCUUCAAAGGGAAGUUUGUUGGAUAUGUCAUGAAAAGACUAGACAGUUGUCGUUGUUCAUCAUCAAUUGGCAUUGCAAGGCUUAAAGAUAAGUGUCUCAUUGAUAUUCGUAAUGAGUGUGUGGAGAUGCAUGACUUAUUGCAAGAAAUGGGUAAAGAAAUUGUUCGACAAGAAUCACCUAAAGAAGCUGGCGAGCGUACUAGAUUGUGGUUUCAUGAAGAUGUUCGCCAUGUAUUAGAAGAAAAUACGGGAACAAACAAAAUUGAAGCGAUUUUGUUAGAUUUUCCUAAAGGCGAUGACAUGAUAUGCAUGCAUUCCAAGGCAUUUAUGAAGAUGAGGAAUCUUCGAUUGUUUAUAAAUGAGAAUGCACAAUUUUCUGCAGGACCGAAUUAUCUCUCUAAUGAGAUGAGAGUGCUUGAUUGGCCUCAAUAUCCUUCAUCAUUUUUGCCUUCUAGUUUUCGUGGAAAUAAUCUGGUUCAAUUCAAAAUGCGUGAUAGCCUCAUCAAGGAGUUAGGUGGCCUAAAAUUCAAGAACUUGACAGAUAUGGAUUUAAGUGAUUGUCAAUUCUUAACAAAAAUUCCUGAUCUUUCAAGUAGCCCAAAUUUAGAGAACUUGGAUCUUGGAUAUUGUAAGAACUUAGUUGAGGUUCAUCAUUCCAUUGGAUUCCUUGAUAAGCUUUGGAGAUUAUCUGUUAAUGGAUGCUGCAAGCUUAGGAUUUUGCCGAGAAGAUUCAAAUUGAGAUCUCUACGUUUAUUUUAUUUUAACGGUUGCGCAAGUCUUGAAGACUUUCCAGAGAUUGAAUGUGAAAUGGAAUUUUUACAUACGUUAGAUUUUUCUAGCACUAGCAUAAAAGAACUACCUUCAUCAAUUGGCAAUCUUACAAAACUUCAAGAAUUAUAUGCAGCAGGCUGCAUUGAUCAAUUGCAAAGUCUACGUAUUGUCAAAGUCGAUGGUUAUUCACAACCAACAAACGUUGGAAAGGUGGAGGAGGAUGGUAUACAUUCCACACCAUCUAUUGUGUCUACAGGUGACUAUGAAAUUGCAUCAACUGCUGUAGAAUUGUCUUCGAAAAAUUUGAGCAUUUUUAAUGAUGCUAGUUCCUCCUCAAGCCCCAUUUGGAAAUCGCUACAAUUUUUAAGUCUUCAAUCCUAUUGCCUGUCAGAAUCAAAUUUCUUCACGUAUGCCUAUUACUUUCCUGCUUUGGAUAGUUUAGAUCUAAGUGGGAGUGAUAUUGUUAUCUUUCCAGUUCAAGGGGUCGAAUUUGUUAGGUUACGACACCUUUGUUUGAACAAUUGCAAGAAACUUGAAGAAAUUUUACCUCUUCCAUUGAGUAUAGCAAGUGUUCAAGCUCGUGAAUGUAGGUCAUUGGAAAGUUUUGAACUACUAUCUAACAUACUUACUAACAAUGGAAUGAAUUUUCCUAACUUCCUUUGGAUUGACUUGUAUGGAUGCCAUAAACUGCUUGCGAAUACGAGGCCAAUUCCUUCAUGGGAAGAGAGACAUUCUAAGGAACAAAAUCAAGCAUAUGCAUUUAAAGUAAGAGAUAUUGGCAUUAUAUUUCCAGGAAAGAGGAUUCCAAGCUGGUUUAGCUAUCGCAAGGAGGCCCAUGAUAGUAAUUUGUGUGAAAUAGAUAUUAAUCAACCACAUCAUUGGAAUGACAUAGAUGAAAUUGUUUUCUAUGUUGUUUUUGGAUUUAGAGUUGGGAUCAUUAACCCAAGAAUGGAGCAGGAUAUUUUUGUUAGCAUCCAUGAUGGCUCGAGUUGGAAGGACUUAUAUACUCUUAAUUUGAGACUUUUUCAGACGGACUCGGACCAUGUAUGGAUGUACUGGAUGAGUUACUAUGAAGAAGUGGAUGUUUCAAGGUUUAGAUUUGAAUGUAAGUCAGAGCUCGUGAUCUUUAGAAGUGUUGGGAUCCAUUUCCUAAAGAAGCAUGAAGAGAACGUAAGAGAUGAAGAUCAUAAAAGUUUGCUCUACAAAAUUCCUUUCAAAGAUUUUGGUCUUGACUUUUUAUAUUCAAGUAGUGAUAAAGAAGGUGACAGUUUGCUGGAUUUAAUGUAUGAUAUGAGGCAUUCCUCAAUUUCGGAAUUGGAGAAUAAUGAUGAGAAUCAAAAGAAAGAUUUGGAAUUAGAGAAUGAUGAUGAGAAGCCGAAGGGAAGAUUUGGUAAGAGGCAUCUUGAUGAAUAUGAUUGCAACCUGGAAUUCAACUGGUACCCUCAAAAAAAGAGGUAGCAUUCCUCAACCAUGGGCAUCAUAAUAACAAAAUUAGAGAAUGACGAUGAGAAUCCAAAGGAAAGAUGUUUUGCUAUUCUGUUUUGCUGUUUUCUUUGUUGUUUGUUGCCUUCUUGAGAUAGGGAUAUGCAUCAUCAUGAGGUUGAGAAGAUGGAAUCCCAAAUAAACCAAACAUAUUACUGUUAAUGCUACCAAACAAUGGUUCAUGUGGAAUUUUAUAGCUUUAAGUGUGUAUAAAGAAUCUAUAGAUCAUGUGAAGCUGUCACAACAACUCGCAUCAAAUGCUGACGUAGAAGGCAUCUCUCUCAGAGCUGUCCCACAUCAAAACUGCAUGGAAAUGGAGGGAAUAACCACCUGGAGAGAGAGUGCAGCAGAAUCAUUGGAGGGAAUGGAGGAAGAAAGGCUAAAAGGAGAGUGGUGGGACGCAAGAGAGGGGGAUGCUGGCUGGCAGAGCUGAAAACCGUGAGGAAAGAGGAUUGCUUUUGCAGUCAAAAAUUCUGUUUUGCUCGUCUUCUUUUCAUUUUUCUGGAUGAACCAUUUGUUGUUUUGUGUUCUGAAUAUUUCAUUUUCAUACUGGAUUGAAGGGUAAAUUUCGAAGUAACCUAGGUGAAGGGAAUCCUUUGCACAAAGAGGUUUUGCUUGGGGGUUUUGGUUUUUGUUUGAUUUUAAAUUGUGUUCAUAUGAAUUCCUAUCAAUUUCCUGGAAAUCAAGUCUAGAGGUUCAUUCGUAAUCUUGUUUUGACUCAUUGUUGGCUCUGGGCACGGUGGGUACUUAAGGGGUACAAACUCUAGCUUCGAAUACUAAAUGUUGAUGUUGAUAUGAAAUCUGUGAUGUUAUUCAGAAAGUGUUUGUUAGUGCUGAAAUUAUAGAUAUUCUCCAUAUGCUCUAUUCUAGACUGAAAUUGCAUGUGAUGUUUUUAUAAACGCCAAAUCCCAUUUGAAACCCCUUGGUGCAAAGAGGACCUGCAGCCUAGGUGUUUGUCUAAAGUCACUUGAGAAACUUAGUUCUAAAAAUUUCAUUUGAUUUACUGUCCAUGCUCAUAAAUCGGUUUCUUGUCUAUUUUGGUUCUAAAUUUCAUAUUGUUGUUAAGUACACCACUUGUUGGUCUCAUUAAUCAAACUCCACCUCCAUUUUGAACUAAACUGACAUUCAGCCUUGUCCCAUGGCUUUAAGAAUGUUGCAUUCAGCUUAAACUCUUUUUUUUUUUCUUGACUUUAUUAAUUCCAAUAGUUUUCUUGUUGCGAACAAAGCUGGAAAAUGACUUGAUCCUUGUUAAAUCGACCUUGGAUUCCCUUUAUAUACAAGCUAAACACCUUCUGCACUUGGAAGGCAAUUUAAAAGAAGAACCAAGUUUUUGGCGCCGUUGUCGGGGAUCAAUGGAAAAUUUUUAGUGCUGACACAAUCAGACAUUUCAAGAGGUGUUUUAGUGUGAACCUCUUCACACUUUGGUGAUCUCUAAUCCUAACUCCUUCCUUUCUUGUUAUUUUAUUUUAUUUUUUAUCUCUUUACCUUUGACUAUUAUGUGUUCUGUUUGUCUCAUACUGACUUAGAGUAAUAACUAAAAAGCAGUUAAGUGUGGUUGAUUACUACCCUGCCACCAUUCUACACCAACUUUGGUGUUAUCUUGGUGCUUCUGUUGGGAAAUUGAAUGUCUGUUUGGAGUCGUGAUUUUUCCUCUAGACUAGUCAGAACUGAAUCAGUAACAUAUUCUGAUUGUGAGUCACUUUUAUUUGAGUCAUCCUCAUAUAGUUUUAGCUCUAUGGCUGAAGAGGAACAUGUUGGGAGAAGAGUGGUAAGCCAGAAUAGACCACUCAAGGAUUAUUUGCAACCUGUUAGGGCUAGUUCACCCUCAUGCAUCAUUCAACCCCUAAAUGCAAAUAAUUUUAAUUUUAAGCCCAGGAUGAUGCCUUGGAUACCUCAUUUUCAUGGAAUGGAAUCAGAAAAUCCUUAUUUGCACAUCAAAGAAUUUGAGGAAGUUUGUUCAACUUUCAUGGAUCAGACUUGCACUGAAGAAGUUAUCAGACUCAAGUUAUUCCCCUUUCCAUUAAAAGACAAAGCCAAGACUUGGCUGAAUUCUUUAAGGCCUAGGACUAUAGGAACAUGGCAAGAAAUGCAAACUGAGUUUUUUUUUUUUUAAAUUCCUAUGCACAGAACUAAUGCAUUGAAGAGACAGAUUAUGAACUUUGCCCAAAAAGUAACUGAAACCUUUUAUCAGAGCUGGGAGAAGUUCAAGGAUUUACUCAAUGCUUGUCCUCAUCAUGGGUAUGAAAAUUGGAGGAUAAUAAGUUUUUUCUAUGAGGGUUUACAACCCAAGAUGAGACAAUUUGUGGAGACAAUGUGUAAUGGAGAGUUUUUCAAUAAAGAACCAGAGGAGGCUUUUGAAUACUUUGAUUAUUUAUCUGAAAAUGCUCAGUCACGGGAUGUUUCAGAUGCAUAUCAUAGAAAUGAACCCUUAAAGAUAACUGGAGGGGGAAAAUACAACUUAAGGGAAGUGGAUGACUUGCAUGCUAGAGUGUCUAUGCUUACUAAGAAAUUAGAGACCAUAGACAGAAACAAAGUAAGUGAGGCUCAGGUUAUUCAAAGAGUGUCUGAAAAAUGCAACAUAUGCGAGGACAUAGGACACCCUACUAAUGAUUGUCCCACUAUCCCAGCUUUUAAAGAAGUGUUACUGGACCAAUCUGAAGCUGUUAACAUGAUUUCAAAACCUUUUGCAGGUCCAUUCUCUAACACAUACAACCCCAGCUGGAGAAACCAUCUAAAUUUAAGUUAGAGGAAUGAGCAGUCAACCCAACCCUCGAAUCAUGCACCAGGCUCUUCUCAAUAAAUAGGAAAUCAACAAUCAGGUGCAUCAGGAUCAACUCAGUAUCCUACUGCAGCACCUUAUGGGCAGAGGAGGAAUCUUGAGGAAACUGUCCAUCAAAUGGCAGCAAACCUUCAACAGUUCAUGCAAGGGCAAGCCACCAUCAACAACCAGACUUCACAAGCCAUCAAUGAGAUUAGAGGAUCCUUGACGAGGUUGACCACGACUUUUCACACUCAAGAGAAGGGAAAAUUCCUUACUCAAUCUCAACCUAACCCGCAGGGACAGAUUCAUCAAGUGUCAAAGGUAGAGGAGACUUCCAACACUAAACCAGUAAAAGAUGUAACAACUUUGAGAAGUGGGAAAAUCUUGGUAAAUCCCACUCCUGACUCAGCCACCAUUGGUAAGGAUUCUACCCCUAAACAUGUUGAAACUGAGGUGAACAAUUUUCAAACACUUGCACCUUUUCCUACAAGGUUGACCCCUGUGCACAAAGAUAAGUAUUAUGCUGAAAUUUUUGAAGUCUUUAAACAAGUGAGAAUCAAUAUACCCUUGUUGGAUGCUAUUCAACAAAUUCCCACUUAUGCAAAAUUUCUUAAAGACUUGUGCAAUGUUAAGAGGAAAUUGAAUGUUAAAAAGAAAGCUUUUCUCACUAAACAAGUCAGUGCAAUCAUACAAAGCAACACUCCUCCCAAGUAUAAGGACCCAGGUUCACCCACUAUUGCUUGUAUGAUUGGAAAUUCAAAAAUUGGGCAUGCUUUACUUGAUUUGAGGUCUAGUGUGAAUCUGUUACCCUACUGUGUUUAUGAAAAAUUGGGCUUAGGGGAGUUAAAGUCUACUUCCAUUACCCUACAGCUAGGUGACAGGUCGAUAAAAAUACCUAGAGGGGUGGUGGAAGAUGUCUUAGUUCAGGUUGAUAAGUUUUAUUACAAUAGACUUUGUUGUUCUUGACAUGAAACUUUCAACAAACUCGUUGUUUCAAACACCUAUAAUCUUGGGAAGGCCAUUUCUGGCCACCUCCAAUGCUCUAAUUAAAUGCAGAAGUGGUGUAAUUAAAUUAAGUUUUGAGAAUAUGACAUUAGAACUGAAUAUUUUCAAUUUGUGCAAGCAACCACAAGAAGUAGAAGAAGUGCAGGAAAUAAAUUUGCUAGAAGGCAUCAUCUCAUAAACUUCUCUACUGUCUUACCAAUUUACUGAAUCAGUGCUUGAUUUAGAGGGCAACCUAGACUCAAAUGACACUUCUAAUGACACCUCUUCUGUUUCAUAUGUAGGCGCUCAAACUGAGAUGCAGUGGAAGCUAAAGGAUGAACAACUGCCUCCAGUGACAGCAACAAUAAAGCCAUCAGAGGAGCAGAUCCCAGCAUUGGAUCUUAAUCCCCUACCCACAGAACUCAAGUAUGCCUUUCUAGGACCUAAUAGCACUUUACCCAUAGUUAUUUCUUCUUGCCUAACCAAUAGACAAGAAGAAGAGCUAUUACAGGUCCUUAUAAAACAUAAGAAUGCCAUAGGCUAGACCUUGGCUGACAUUAAGGGCAUAAAUCCCUUCAUUUGCACUCAUAAGAUUUACUUGGAGGAGGAAUCUAAGCCUUCUAGAGAAAUGCAAGAAGGCUUAAUCCUUCAAUGAAAGAAAUAGUUAAAAAGGAGGUCCUUAAACUCUUGGAUGGGUCAGCCUCAUUCAAGUGGUCCCAAAAAAAUUUGGGCUGACUGUAAUUAAAAAUGCAAAAAAUGAACUAGUGCCUACCAAGGUAACUACAGGCUGGAGAAUGGGUAUUGAUUAUAGGAAGCUCGAUGCUUCCACUAGGAAAGACCAUUUUCCUUUACCAUUUCUUGACCAAGUCUUGGAAAGGGUAGCUGGGCAUGCAUUUUACUGUUUUCUAGAUGGGUUCUCAGGCUAUUAUCAAAUUGAAAUAGCAUCAGAGGACCAAGAAAAAACCACUUUCACCUGUCCAUUUGGGACUUUCGCAUUUAGAAGAAUGCCUUUUGGGUUGUGUAACACUCCAGCAACUUUUCAAAGGUGUAUGCUUAGCAUUUUCAAUGAUUUAAUAGAGAAUGGCUUAGAAGUUUUUGUGGAUGAUUUCUCUGUUUUUGGGGACAGUUUUGAAAAAUGCUUGACUAACUUGCAAGAUGUCUUGGCCAGGUGUGAAGAGAAAAACUUGUUGCUCAACUGGGAGAAGUGCCAUUUUAUGGCUCAGUAGGGUAUUAUAUUAGAACACAUAGUGUCUUCAAAGGGUAUUGAAGUAGAUAAAUAAAAAAUAGACCUGAUUUCUAAGUUACCCACCCCAAAAACUGUGAAAGAUAUUAGGUCAUUUUUAGGUCAUGCUAGAUUUUAUAGAAGGUUUAUACAAGGGUUUAGUUCCAUUUCUAAGCCAUUGCAUAAAUUGCUUAUGCAUAACACUGAAUUUGAGUGGAAAUCAGAACAUCAAGAAGCUUUUGACCGGCUCAAACACAUACUCAUUACAACCCCUAUCAUGCAACCCCUAGACUGGUCCCUCCCUUUUGAAAUUAUGGGUGAUGCCAGCAACUUUGCCAUAGGGGAUGUUUUAGGUCAGCGUAGAGAUAAAUUGCCUUAUGCCAUUUAUUACGCCAGUAAGACCCUGACUGGAGCUCAAAAGAAUUACUCCACUACAGAAAAGGAGCUGUUGGCCAUUGUUUUUGCUCUAGAUAAAUUUAGAACUUAUAUCAUAGGGUCACCUGUAGUUGUUUUUACAGACCAUGCUGCUCUGAAAUAUAUUUUUGCAAAAAAAAAAUGCUAAACCACGGCUGACUAGGUGGGUGUUGCUUUUACAGGAGUUCAAUAUCACAAUUCACGACACCAAGGGAGUGGAGAAUGUGGUGGCUGACCACCUGUCUAGAUUAACUGUCACUAAAACUGAUUCUUCUUUGCAAUCUCUGAAUCCUUUCCUGAUGAACAAAUGUUUUUAAUUGAGAAUGUACCAUGGUAUGCUGACAUUGUUAAUUUCUUGGUGACAGGGAAAACACCUCCACAAUGGAACCCUCAGGAUCUAAAAAGGUUCACAGCUGAGGUAAAAUAUUUCUUCUAUGACGACCCUUACCUGUUCAAAUACUGUUCUGAUCAAAUAAUCCGUAAGUGUGUCCCUGACAAUGAGAUUGUUGCUGUCCUGUCUACUUGUCACGAUGGGGCUUGUGGGGGCCACUUUUCUGCAAAGAAAAUAGUGGCUAAAAUCCUACAAUCUUGUUUGUAUUGGCCUCAUUUAUUUAAAGAUGCCUUAUAAUUUUGCAAAAAAUGCAAGCCAUGUCAAAAACUACGAGGAAUAACUAGGAGAAACAUGAUGCCCUUGCACCCUAUUCUAGUUUGAGAAAUCUUUGACUACUGGGGUCUAGACUUCAUGGGCCCCCUUCCCCCUUCUUUUGGGUAUAUUUAUAUCUUGGUGGUUGUUGACUAUGUCUCCAAAUGGGUGGAAGCCAUUCCUUGUAAAAAGAAUGAUCACCAAGUGGUGCUUAAAUUCUUAAAAGGCAACAUAGUGUCCAGAUUUGGUAUGCCCCGGUCCAUUAUCAGUGAUAAUGGAACACAUUUCUGUAACAGAUCACUAGAAUCACUUUUUAAAAAGUAUGGGAUCCAGCAUAAGGUGUCCACUCCUUAUCACCCACAAACCAAUGGCCAAGUGGAAUUAGCUAACAGGGAAAUCAAGCACAUUCUAGAAAAAACUGUUAAUCCCUCAAGAAAAGAUUGGUCUUUGAGGUUGGUUGAUGCCUUAUGGGCAUACAGGACUACUUAUAAAACUAUACUUGGUAUGUCUCCAUACAGACUGGUUUAUGGCAAGGCAUGACAUCUUCCUGUGGAACUUGAGCACAAGGCUUACUGGGUAGUGAAGAAGUUCAACUUUGAUAUGGAAAAGAUUGGUUCCUUGAGAAGACUCCAAUUGUCCGAGUUAGAGGAACUUAGGAGGGAUGCCUAUGAGAAUUCUAAGCUAGCCAAGGAACACAUGAAAGUCUUACAUGAUAAGAGCAUUCUUAGAAAAAAAUUUGAACCUAACCAACAAGUUUUACUCUGCAAUUCUAGGCUUCAUCUGUUCCCUGGAAAAUUAAGAUCUCGGUGGAGUGGGCCAUGCUUAGUGAAAUCAAUUUCUCCUCACGGUGCCAUAGAAAUAACAUACCCUCAGAAUGGUAAUACUUUCAAGGUGAAUGGUCAAAGACUAAAACCAUUCUUAGGAACUUAUGUACCAUAAAUUUCAUCCAUCCCAUUACAGGAACCAACUGUCAACUGACCAAGCUCAUAUGCCAACUGCACUUUUCAUUCCUUGUUUAGUUGUUUCUUUGUUUUUUGUUUGUUUCCUUCCCUUAUUUCUUUGUUUUUGUUACUCUUUAUUUUUUGAGUUAUUUCUUGCAAGAUUCUGGCUUCAUCAACCAGUUGGCAUUGCAGGCAUUAUCCAUUUUAUUUCUUUUUUUAGUAAUAAGUUCUACUCCUCAGGUAACAUCUCUUACUUCUCCUGCACACAUUGAGGACAAUGCUACAAUUUAGUUAGGGGGAGGGGAUUACCUCUCUGGGUUGACAUCAUCUCUCUGUUUAAAAAUUAAAUUAUCUCUCUCUGUGUUGGCAUUAUUUUGGUAAUAAUAAAUAAAUAAAAUAAAAUAAAAAAAUAAUGUUUGUUUAUGAUUUUCACAUGCUGAAAAAUGAUUUGUUGAAGUUACAAUCGAGAGAGGUCAAAAAUUUAGAUCAAAAAGGGGGCUUAUCCAUGUUAUUUAGUGUUAAACCACGUGAAAAAAAAUGUUAAAAGUCUCUACCAAAACACACACAACACAAUCCCAGCAUGCCUAGGAAGACUACAUUGGGUCAUUGGUUGUUAAAACACAUUUAUGGUUUGGGACUCUAAUGAACCAUAUGCUAAUGGCUUAGGAAGAAAGCUGAAAUGAAUGAGAAAAGGGACAAGCCAAGGAUUGAAAAAGAAAAAAAAAAAAAACCUCUAAGAAGUCUAGUGAUAAGGGCUUAUUUGUGAAAGUGUAGGUAGGCGCACAUUCAUAGGUCUGACCCCCACUAGAAAACCAAGAGGUGUGGCAACUUAGUGAUAAGGGCUUACUUGUGAAAGUGUGGAUAGGUGCACAUUUAUAGGUCUGACUCUCACUAAGAAACCCAAAGAAAAGAAAAAAAAAAAAGAAGAAGAAAGAUUUACAUUCAUGUUUUGGAAAAGGCUGCCUAUAACCAAGUGGAAUAACGUGAAAGCCACUAUUACAAUGGUUGUUGUGAUUGAAGCUUCUAAUGCCUCUUGGUAGUCAAUCUUGGAAUUCUAACCCUCUUCCCAUACACUUACCUGGGAGCAAACUUUAUUGCAUUUAAUUCUCUUGGUUCAUUUACUAAAUUGUGUAUAAACUCCCCAGUUGACAUUCCAAACUAAUUUACUCCAAAGUUUCUAAAACUCAACAAAUGUAAUUCAUAGCAUGUGACUUUCAAAACAUAUGGAAUGCCAUUCGGUAGCCUCCUGUGUAAGAUUCCAUUCACUUUGUUUGCUAGAGACUAGCAAAACGCUAGUUGGGGGGGUGUGAUUGGGUAAAAAUAAUAUGAAACUUUAGUUGGAAACUCAGGUAAUUUUGGUCCUAGAAUAUCAUGAAUGCACAUCCAUGCCUUACAUUUCAGAAGAAGUAAUUGUAGGGACAGAAUGGGAAAAAAUGUAUUAUUUCUACACUUGAAUUCACUCGACACUUAGAAGGAUUGAGCCUUCUCGGUGCCCUAACUCAUACAUCUUACAUUGCAGAGCUUUCCCACAUCAGAACCGCAUGGAAUUGGAGGGAAUAACCACCUGGAGAGAGAGUGCAGCAGAAUCAUUGGAGGGAAUGGAGGAAGAGAGGCUAAAAGGAGAGUGGUGGGACGCAAGAGAGGGGCAUGCUGGCUGGCAGAGCUAAAAACCGUGAGGAAAGAGGAUUGCUUUUGCAGUCAAAAAUUCUAUUUUCCUCAUCUUCUUUUCAUUUUUCUGGAUGAACCAUUUGUUGUUUUGUGCUCUCAAUAUUUAAUUUUCAUACUGGAUGGAAGGGUAAAUUUCGAAGUAACCUAGGUGAAGGGAAUCCUUUGCACAAAGAGGUUUUGCUUGGGGGUUUUGGUUUUUGUUUGAUUUUAAAUUGUGUUCAUAUGAAUUCCUAUCAAUUUCCUGGAAAUCAAGUCUAGAGGUUCAUUUGUAAUCU